This is a messenger RNA of Trematosphaeria pertusa, 1618 nucleotides long. RefSeq lists its product as uncharacterized. Bases 55 to 1467 code for a protein of 470 amino acids. Lineage: Eukaryota; Fungi; Ascomycota; Dothideomycetes; Pleosporales; Trematosphaeriaceae. The record is from RefSeq and is a predicted model, not a curated record. The transcript is spliced from 2 exons.
CUCGUCGACCCGCCAAACGCCCUCGACGACGCACGCGACGACAAAUGUGCACCUAUGGCACCGCAGUAUUCGGUCAGACACCUCUUGCGCCUUGACGACUCUGCGCUUGUCCGACACAUAGCAGAUAACCGGGAUGCUCGAGACAUAUUCGAUGUCACAAACAUCGGCGACUGGGACGACGUAUCUGAGGCCCAGCAGACGAAACUCCUUGAGAGGUUAAUGUCCCUCGGCCCGCGGGCCAAAGCCGCGCCGCAGCCCCUCGAUUUCGGCCAGCUUUUCGCAAAGCUCAAUGGCGUACGCUCAGAAGGAGAAACGUCGCAAGAACACGUUUCCUCGUCACCACGCCUUGCAAGGUCACCAUCGCUGUCGCCCCAGCCUGGCGUGGGUAAGGAGCACCAGAUCCGGUGUUACUACGAACUUAUUGACGAUGGCGGCCGGCCGCCUUGUUCGUUGGAGACCCUGGACAAGAUCUACGAGAGCCCUGCAGACUAUGUGGAGAUGCUGAGACCGUGGCUGGGAAAUCUGACUUUCCCUCUGAAUCCGGAUGAUUUGGGCGUCUUUUCGCGUCCGCUUGAGCGCUGGAGGGAGUUUCGGAGAUGGCAGGGCAAUAACCGCGGAGUGGACAUGACGGGUGACGAAAACUUGGCGGCUUUUCGGGACGAGAAACGGCGCUACUUCGAAUCUACUGGGCUUGGUAAGAUGACGACCGCGCCGUACUUCGACGAGACUAUCUACCAGAUGUGGCAGCAGGAACAACUCCGCCGCCAGCGGAAGCAGGAUAGCUUUGGGGAGGUCUGCGGCGGGACCUUCGACGAAUAUGUUGAGGCUGCGCGUCGCCGCCUGGGUGGUCACAGUUUUACUGAGGCCUUUGAUCUCCUCGAAGACCCGAAGCAGCAGAGCGAGCGAGUGACGUGGAUCGAAUACCUCGAGUUCGAGUACUGGUGCCUCGACAGGUGCACCACAUCUGAGACCCAACGUCAUUAUGAGGUUAAUCCCAAGCCGCUGAGCGACCCACACCGACGUGGCUCGCAAAGUGUAUCACGCAAUAAGCUCACCAACCAAGUCAUGCGAAAAACAGCAGCGCAUCGAGACGCAAAGGCAGACGAAUCUCGCCAGCUUCUCCGGACGCAAUGGGCUCUAAGUCAGAUGCCUACGGAAGAGCUGGACGCGCCUCCAGCUAAUCCAGUUAAGAGGUCUAGGAAGCGAGGACGCCAGGUCGAUGACGAGGCUGUGGAGGAACCCACAGAGCAGCCCAUGAUGAAGAAGCAAAAGAAGCAGCAGCAACAGCAACAGUGCAAGGAGAGCGGUACACGACGGAAGGCAACACUGCAGAAAACAACAUCGCGGGACGCAAAGACGAACACAAGGUCACAGAAUCCCAGCAGCCUUCGACGCAGCGCUCGCAUUAGGAAAUUGCAAGCGGCCGCGUCAAAGUCUUUGGAAACUUCGAACGGGUGCGGAAGAUGAAUAGACAGUAUAAUAGAAGUCGCUUGUCAGUACAACGUACAUGCUACGGAAACUUGUCCUUCUCCAUUCGCUUGGGGGUUAGUCAAUUGAUAGAACGACCCUUAAUAUCGGUUGAGGCUAUGACCUGCCAGCCCCCCCAAAAAUAACAUUC